Molecule: messenger RNA, 1119 nt
Organism: Magnusiomyces paraingens
Lineage: Eukaryota; Fungi; Ascomycota; Dipodascomycetes; Dipodascales; Dipodascaceae
Exons: 3
Coding region: 1-1119 (372 amino acids)
Biological process (GO): heme biosynthetic process
Cellular component (GO): cytosol
Molecular function (GO): uroporphyrinogen decarboxylase activity
Source: RefSeq, a predicted model, not a curated record
AUGACCGAAGACGCUACUAAAUACGCACCCCUUAAGAACGAUCUUCUGCUUCGUGCUGCCAGAGGCGAAAAGGUCGAGAGACCUCCUGUUUGGAUCAUGAGACAAGCUGGGAGAUAUCUCCCUGAGUACCACGAAGUCAAGGCUGGCAGAGACUUUUUCGAAACAUGCCGGGAUCCUGAAAUUGCUUCUGAAAUCACCAUCCAACCUGUUGACCAUUACGAUGGCCUCAUUGAUGCCGCAAUCAUCUUUUCAGAUAUCCUUGUCAUUCCUCAGGCCAUGGGUAUGGCUGUCGAAAUCCGCGAAAAAACUGGCCCCUUUUUCCCUGAUCCCAUGCGCGAGCCUUCUGACAUUGACCGACUCUUGAGUUCGGACGUUGAUGUUACCAAGGAACUUGCAUGGGCCUUUGAGGCUAUCUCAACCACCCGCCGUAAGCUCAAUGGCCGUGUUCCUCUGCUUGGCUUUUGCGGUGGCCCUUUUACUCUUCUCGUUUAUAUGACUGAGGGUGGUUCUACCAAGCUUUACCGCUACAUCCGCACAUGGAUCUACAAACACCCUGAGGCUGCUAAGCAGGUUCUCCAACGUAUCACCGACGUUGCUGUCGAAUUCUUGGCCCAGCAAGUCAAGGCUGGUGCUCAGAUGCUCCAGGUCUUUGAGUCCUGGGCUGGUGAACUUGGGCCUGCUGAGUUUGCUGAGUUUUCUCUCCCCUAUCUGCGCCAAAUUGCUGAACGUCUCCCCCGUCGUCUACAUGAGCUUGGUCUUGUGUCGGACCCAGAACGUAACCAUGAGGUCCCAGUGACUAUUUUUGCCAAAGGUGCUUGGUACGCUCUUGAUGAUCUGGCCAAUACUGGUUACAAUGCCAUUUCUCUCGACUGGCUUUAUGACCCUGCCCUAGCCGUCAAGACUGUGGCAGGACGUGCUACUCUCCAGGGCAAUCUGGAUCCUGGUGUCAUUUAUGGUUCUAAGGAAACUAUCACUCGCAAGGUUGAAGAAAUGAUUGCUGGUUUUGGUGGAGGCAAGCAGAACUAUAUCAUUAACCUUGGCCAUGGCACCCAACCCUUUUUUGACCCUGAGAUGGUUGGUUUCUUUCUUGAAGAGUGUCACCGUGUUGGAAGCCUUUAA